AAGGGAAUAUCAUGUUUCUUUCAUUGUUUCUUUUUUCUUCGUAAAUAAAUUGUGACUGAAAAGAAGACACUCUUAUAUUUUGUUAGCCACGAUGUAUUUAAAAGAAAGCCAGACGAAGUGGCGGAAAACCUAAAUUUCUUUUAGAUAUAAUUUUUACAGGCAUAUGAAUAUUUUCAUUUGCAUAAACUAUAUCUACAUAUAUAUAUGUGUGUGUUCCUGGUAGCAAUAAAUGUAAUUACGAACGCGUAACCACAAUAUUAUGAGUUAAAAGCAACAGUGUUAUUACUAGAAAUACGUGUAUGCAAUGUACUUGUGGUCAUAUAAAGAUAUGGCGGUAGUCGCGAAAAGUCAGUUGCAAUCGCAAACAAAAGUGAAUAAUUAACAUAAUAAUUUUGUUCAAUACAAAACAACACUACAUUUAAAGUAGUAAAUGUGCAAACAUGAGGACUAGAAAAACAUUAGCAAUUCUUGGUGCAGGCUUAUUUCUUGCCUGUUGUAUUAUGAUAUAUUUAAUGAUGGAUCUAGCCCUGUUCCCACCAGGACAAGGAUCUAAACUUUCUGUUAAUGAUAAUCAGUGGUUACAUUUCGAGAAUAGACUUGCAAAGUUAGAAAAAGACAUUAACAAGCAUCACGAAGUUAUCAAUGCUUUACAAGAAGUGGCAGAAGCAAAAAAUUUUGUUCCAGUGAUUUAUCCUAUAAAUCAUCAUAAUCAAUCUGUAUCCUCUAGUUUCUCUCAUUUAGGAAAAGUACUUAAAUGUAAUUUUACUAUGCAGAAAGUACCAGAAGUAGAUAUACAAAUGUUAGAGAUGUACAGACAAUUAGAAUUUGAUAAUGUAGAUGGGGGAGUUUGGAAACAAGGAUGGGACAUUACAUAUGAUGAGAAGCAGUGGCAUCCAAAUAGAAAAUUAAAAGUUUUUGUAGUUCCACAUUCUCAUAAUGAUCCUGGUUGGCUCAGUACUUUUGAGAAGUAUUAUACAUUUCAAACACGUAACAUACUAAAUAAUAUGGUAACAAAAUUGGCAGAAGAUAGAAGACGCAAAUUUAUUUGGGCAGAAAUAUCAUUUUUCCAACUUUGGUGGGAAGACCAAUCUAAAACAACACAUAAUGUGGUACGACGAUUAAUUCAUGAUGGCCAACUGGAAAUUGUAUCAGGAGGAUGGGUUAUGCCAGAUGAAUCUGUUUCCCAUUGGAUUUCUCAACUAAUGCAGCUUACAGAAGGUCAUCAAUGGUUAAAAUACAACUUAGACUAUGUACCAAAUUCUGGAUGGACUAUUGACCCAUUUGGACUUUCCCCAACUAUGCCAUAUCUUUUAAAAGGUGCAGGAUUACAAAAUGUACUAAUACAAAGGGUCCAUUAUUCUGUUAAAAAAAGAUUAGCUAGGCAUAAACAGUUAGAAUUUCGGUGGAGACAAUUAUGGGACAAUGAUGGAUCAACAGAAAUAUUUACACAUGUAAUGCCAUUUUAUAGCUAUGAUGUACCACAUACUUGUGGUCCAGAUCCAAAAAUAUGUUGUCAAUUUGACUUUUAUCGCUUGCAAAAUUUUGGUUUAAGUUGUCCAUGGAAAAUAGCUCCACGAGCUAUAACUAAAGCAAAUGUAGCAGAAAGAGCUGCCCUUCUACUAGAUCAGUAUCGUAAAAAAGCUCAACUUUUUAAAACAGAUGUGGUGUUGGCACCACUUGGAGACGAUUUUAGAUACACCCAUUUUACUGAGUGGAAUGCUCAGUAUAAUAAUUAUCAGAAACUUUUCGAUUAUAUGAACCAAAAUCAACAAAUGAAUGUCCAAAUUAAAUUUGGAACAUUAAGCGAAUAUUUUAAUGCAAUUAGAGAAAAACAUAAUUUAAAUGAGUUUCCUACAUUAUCUGGAGAUUUUUUCACAUAUUCUGAUAGAGAUGAUCAUUACUGGAGUGGAUAUUAUACUUCAAGGCCUUUUCAUAAACGAUUAGAUCGUGUGCUGCUGAGUUUAUUGAGAGCAUCAGAAAUACUGACAACUAUAGCUUGGACCAAAGGUAAUGAUAAUUUGGUGGAAGGAACUCUUGCACAGCGCCUGAGCAAAGCAAGAAUGUGGCACUCUUUAUUUCAACAUCAUGAUGGCAUUACGGGAACUGCCAGAGAUGAAGUAGUUGUUGACUAUGCUAAGAAAAUGAUAAUGGCCUUAAAUAAUUCUGCUCAUGUGCUACAACAAUCGGUGGUACAUUUAUUGAAAACUCCACAAGAAUCUACCGUUGAUACAGACGCUGUUUAUAUUUCACUUGAUGAAUCAAGAUUACGACAUACCAGUGCAGGGGAUAAAUAUGUACUUACAUUAGGAGAGGAAACUCCUCUGAAAAAAGUUAUUCUAUAUAAUUCUGUCCCUAGACAAAGAACGAAAGUACAGACAUUAGUUGUAUCUACUCCAUUUGUUAGAGUUACUGAUCGCAUGGGUCAACCAGUACAAUGUCAGGUUUCUCCAAUUUGGAUUGGCCCUGCUGCAUUGACUGUUGCUAGAUAUGAAUUAUCAUUUUUAGUUACUGUUCCUGGAUUUGGUAUUACAACAUACAUAAUUCAUGCUCUGUCUACAUCAUCAUUUCCACGGGAGGUACACCUUGCAAAUGUAACUGUUUUUAAUACAGAUAUAAACCUUCCAAAAAUACUAGGUUUUAAUCAAAUUCAAGUAGUACCUAAUGCACAAGAAUUUUCUAUUACGCAACGCCCAGAAUUGUCAGCUUCUUUUGGAAAAUCAGGACUUCUGAAAGCUUUAAGAGUCAAUAAUACAACAGUUCCUGUUCACUUAGAAUUUGUUAAAUAUAGUACCAGAGGUUCUGGUAAAGAUAAAAGUGGAGCUUAUUUAUUUUUACCCGAUAAACCAGAACCGGAUUUAGUGUUUAUGGAUAACAAAUGUAUUAUACACUUAAUAACUGGACCUAUUGUAUCCAAAGUAUUUGUAGAAUUAGCGUAUGUGCGUCACACUUGUACAUUAUACAAUUCACCUGGUAGUGAUGGACUUGGAUUACAUGUAUUUAAUGAAAUUAAUAUAUCAGAAACACAAAAUUAUGAACUUGCUAUGAGAUUGAGUACAGAUAUAGCUUCAGGAGACCAAUUUUUCACAGAUUUAAAUGGGCUUAAUAUAAUUAAACGCCAAAGAUUUCCGAAACUUCCUACACAAGGAAAUUAUUAUCCAAUGGCAGCAAGUGCAUACAUAGAAGAUGAAAAAAUUAGAUUAACAGUAGUAACAGCACAACCGUUAGGUGUAAGUUCCAUGGCAUCUGGACAAAUUGAAAUCAUGCAAGAUCGGAGGUUACUUCAAGAUGACAAUAGAGGAUUGGGUCAAGGUAUAACAGACAACUUAUUAACAAAUCAUUUAUUCACGUUUAUUCUUGAAAAAAGAAAACCUCUUUGUACAUCUUCAAUACCAUCAACAAAUCACCCAGGAGGACUAUUAUCAUUACAUGGUCAUUUAGCAUCAGAAGAAUUAUUGCACCCAAUAAUUGCAAUGCAUCCACAUAAUACUUUACCUUUUGAUCUGAAUGCUCAUUUUUCGCCUCUUCGUUAUGAUUUUCCUAUAGGUUUAAAUAUUGUUAGCUUUAGAGUAUUCCCCAUUCCUGAAGGAGCUGGUAAGGGUAUUGGAAUGGUAUUGCAUCAAGCAGCUAUUAAUAUGUGCUGGAAUGACAAUUUUUAUUCACAACAUUUUAACGUUUCUGAAUCAGUAAAAGUUGAUUUAACAAAGUUCCUCAAUUAUGUAGAUGAUUGGAUCAUUAGUAAAGCUCCUCUCACAUUUCAUAAUGUGGGACCAUCUUUGAAAUCUCCUAUUGUCAAUUUAUGUCCACACCAAAUAUUAUCAGUUUUGUUCCACAAAACACAGUCUUAGAUUAAUCCAUUGACUUUAUUU
Megachile rotundata (alfalfa leafcutting bee) is the source of this 3866-nucleotide messenger RNA. RefSeq names its product alpha-mannosidase 2 (gene alpha-Man-IIa). Gene Ontology annotation, biological process: protein deglycosylation; N-glycan processing; mannose metabolic process. Gene Ontology annotation, cellular component: Golgi membrane. Lineage: Eukaryota; Metazoa; Arthropoda; Insecta; Hymenoptera; Megachilidae. Gene Ontology annotation, molecular function: carbohydrate binding; alpha-mannosidase activity. The record is from RefSeq and is a predicted model, not a curated record.